UCUUCUGUGGACAUAGAGAGCUGAACCGGGAGGGGACAUAUUGCAGAUUACUCUCCAAGAGAACAAUGAGUCUUCCACCGCAACUUGAUGUUAUGAGCUUAUAUUAGGUUUUGCGGAGGAUUUGCAAGGGCAGCGCAUCUAUGGGUGAAAUGAGGACGACCGUCGUUUGCCGUGGAAGAUGAUGUCCCACAAUGAGCGCAGAUCUUCCUUCUACAGUCCCUCGACCAAAGGUCUGCAAUCGUCUCACUAUCAAAGUGCACUCCAAGCUAAUGCCAAGGCCUGGCACCACUGUCCAUUGCUCAAAACCUCCUGUCCCCCCAAAGCCCAGACCACCAUAUCAGCCUAACCCGCAUAUAGAGUCCUGUCCUCAACAGAACUUCAGUAAUGGAGAACUGACUCAGCCAAAUCUGGAGACAGGUGAUCUCCGUGAUAUGGCUAAGGAUAAUCAUAACAAUGAGGAGCAAAAAGAACAGGGUGGGGUUAGUGACAACAGCCCAGGAGGGAACAACAAAGAGGACACAACAGAAACUGUGGCGGGAACUAAAAAAGAAACAAUCCUUUUGGAUGAUGAUGGUGAUGGGGAUAGCGUGAGCUCUGAUGAAACAGUCACAGCUAAUGAUUUUAUUGACACUAUUGAGGAUGAAAUCACUGAAUAUGACCUCAUCCAGCCUGAAGGUGGCAACCACACUGAUAAUGAGAAUACAUUAUCUUCACUUCCUUCAACUAAACCACAGGAUGAAGCAGAGCAGGAGGAAAUAAAGGAACAUACUUCUACAGAAAGGACUAAAAUAUGCUGUGUCCCUCCUGAAAGCUCACGCGAACAUGUCAAAGAACAAACACUUGAUCAAACACAAUCAUUCAGCUGUGGUGAUAAGAAGAGUGAUCACAAACUUAAUGAAGCAGGCUGUGAGCACUUGCUCACAAAUGAGAGUGAGUUUGUAGCUAGUGGAUUUACACUUGGAUACAGCAUUCUUCCAACUGUAACUGAGGAGUAUCCCUAUGAUAUGAUUGGACCCAAAGAUGAUGCUAGUGAUACAUGUGAAUCAUGUGACACAGUUGAAACCGGGGAUGCAGAGGUGUGGCAACCAGAACGAGCCACAAAGGACCCCUCUGGUUGUUUUCGUUUCACAUCCAGCACAGAGGAUGUAUUUGAGCCUUAUGCUGUCAUAGAAGCUCUUCCAGAAAAUAUGCACAGCACAGCUGAUCCUGAAUGGAGUCCAGAUUAUGUUGACGAUGAUGACAAAAUGUUAGCUGCAAAUGAAGCUCAAACAGGAGGUGCCUCUAACCAGGAUCCUUACUAUGUGUCAUCAGACGAUGUGGACAAAUUGGACGACAAGCAAACCCUCUCAGAACUGCAUCGUGUUGAGGAGGGCAUUGAACAGUCUACUGAUCAAAAAGAAAAGUCAAAUUACAAUGACUCAGCAGAUGAGUAUGCAGACAUUGACGAUUCAUUCUGCCCAAAAGGAGAGGACCUUGAGCAAUCAGGAUGUAUCUCAUCAGAAGAUUAUGUUGAGAUUGGUGAUGAUGAUGAUGAAGAGGAGGAGGAGAAGGAAAAGAAACAUAUAAGAGUAAAAAGUGCAAAAGAGAGGACAGCUAAACGAGAGCAGUCCUUAGACAGCCAGAGAAGAAGCUGCCAGCCUCGCCUCAGGUUAUGCAACAUCACUGUGCCUGCAGAUCUAGACCAGGGCCGUACCCCAGAGCUGACCAACAGGGUGGUAUUUGCUCACACCACUGAGGCCUUUGAAGAAGACAUUGAAGAACUGGACUGCCAUAUUGUGCCUUACUAUGAAGACACAGACUCAGACAGUGAAGAGCAUAUAUAUGAAGAGGCAGGGUUUGAAUCAGAAGGGGAGAAUUUUGCAACGUUUGAUCUGAAGACUAUUGUCACUCGAUCACGAUCCUAUUCUGGGAAAAUUCCGGGCUAUGUGCCAGAAACUGUACCAGAGGAAACAGGGACAGAAUACCAGACUCAAGACUACUGCACUGUAGACUUGGAUAAGAACAGUGAACCUCUUAACCACUUACAACAGCAAGGAGUCAAUUAUGGGAUUCCAGGUAUGAAGUCCCAGAGCUUCAUGUUAUACUCUCGACCAACAGAAAGUCCAGAUUUAUCCUUGAAACCUUCAAUAGAGAAUGACCAAUCACCAAAGGAUCUGAUCAGGAUAAAGAGGAAGAAUGAUACCCUUUCUCUUCCAUGUGUAAUAACAUCUUCUGGAAGCUUCUCUCAGCGUAGCCAUCAGUCCUCCAGUGGCGUUUCCACACCAACUUCUCUAGUGGACAUACCUCCACCUUUUGAGCUAGCAUACAUCACCAAAAGACCAGUCACCAAGAGUUCACCAUCCCUCCUGAUCCAGCAUGAACCCAGUGAGUUACCCAAAAAGAAGAAGUCCUCAUUCAAGCGCUUUUUGGGUCUCAAGUUCAAGAAGAAGACAGAAUCAAAGGGUUUCGGUGAUGGGAGUGUCCGUUCCUCACGCUCUUCCUCUGAGUCCAGCCACCAUGGUCCAUUGAGAGUUGUAGAGCUUGAUCAUAGAAGCACUGGCAGCUCUCCUCAGCUUCAGUCUUGCAUUGUGAACCCUCCACAGCAUCCUUCAGACCUGCCAUCCUCAUUUUUAGUCUAUAAAGACCACCACAGGAGGAAAGGUGACCCCAAAGCUUAUGCCAGAAGCGUUUCCAGAGUGGAGUCCUUUGAGGAUCGAUCUCGUCGCUCUAUCAUGCCACUGCCUUUGACCAAACCUCGCUCCAUCUCCUUCCCCAGCGCAGAUACCUCAGACUAUGAAAACAUCCCAGCCAUGAGCUCAGACUAUGAAAACAUCCAGAUUGCAGGAAGACCCACCAGAUCCCACACCGUUACAGAGUUUUUUGAAAAUCCAAACCGUACAACAGUUCCCAGCAAUGAGAAUGAUGGUUAUGUGGAUAUGAACAGUUUUCCUGGGAUUGACAGCAAGUGCCAGCCAUCAAAAGCAGACACUGAAAGUGCGUAUACUGAGCCUUUCCCCAUGAACCCCAUCACUGCUGGGGAGUCUGUGGAUGAGGACCACGGCCGUACUUCAGAGGAGGAAGAUGGGAUUGUGGAGCAAAGUUAUGACCGACAGAUUGAUGGUCAAUCACGAGCGUUUUACAUUGCCAAAGAGCUCAUAGACUCAGAGAGACUGCAUGUCAGUCGCCUCAAACACAUCGAGGAGGACUUCCGGUCAUCGGUGAUGGAGACGGUGGAUGAGGAAGGGGAACUGGUGCUGGAUGAGCAGAGACUGGGAGAGAUACUGGGUGUGCUCCCACAGGUCUACGACUUCCACAGCAAAAUCUUAAUUGAACUGGAAGAGCGCAUUAGUCAAUGGGAAGAGAGCCAGAGGAUGGUGGAUGUGAUCUUGCAACACAGUGACAGUUUUAAGGUUUUUGAGACUUACAUCUCUGAGUAUGAUCGCAAUAUGUCAUUACUGGAGGAGAGCUGCAGAAACAACCCAGCUUUUGCCAGCAUCAUCCAAAAAUUUGAGACAAGAGGCCCAGAUGAAACUGAAGUCCCGCUGAAACACCAACUGCUACAGGUUAUAGUGAGAGUACUUCAAUAUCGAAUGCUACUCACAGAUUACCUGAACAACCUCUCCCCUGAUUCUAAAGAAUACGAGGACACUCAGGCUGCCUUAGUGAUUGUGUCAGAAGUGGCAGACCAGACCAAUGACAAUCUGAAACAGGGGGAAAAUCUGUUGCGUCUUGUCCACAUAGAGUACAGCAUUGAAGGGAAGAGGGACCUUCUGAAGCCUGGAAGGAUAUUUGUCAAAGAGGGCACCAUCAUGAAAGUCUCAAAGAAGAGUCGACAGCCACGACACCUGUUUCUGAUGAAUGAUAUAAUGCUGUACACAUACCCUCAGCAGGAUGGGAAAUACAGACUUAAAAACACACUGACCCUGUCAGGGAUGAAGGUGAGCAAACCCAUACUGGACAACAUGCAAAACUGUCUUCGCAUUGAGGUGUCUGACAUCACUAUUACUCUGACUGCCAGUUCGGUUGGAGAACGGGAGGACUGGUUCCACACAUUAAGUCGAGCGAUUGCAGACCACGCUGCAGGACUCUGCACAUUCGGUGAACCCUGCAGUGAGGCCCGUGAGAAACUGUGGAUGGCCCUGGGAGAAGCUGCACCGGUGCUGGUGCCAGUUUCUCACGUACUGAUGUGCAUGAACUGCACAUCUGACUUCAGUCUCACGCUCAGACGACACCACUGCAAUGCCUGUGGCAAGGUGGUGUGCAGAGCUUGUUCCAGAAACAGAUUCCCUCUGAAGUACCUCAAAGACAGGAUGGCCAAAGUGUGUGACCACUGCUAUGAAGAGCUCAGGAAAAGAGGUGGCAGUAUACCAGGAGGAUGUGAUAACGCCAGCCUUCGGGCUCACCGGGCCAGUCGUCCCUUGUCCACCGUCUUCCAGAACUUGCAGCCCCCCAGUUUGUGGAAGUCCAGGAAGAGUUCUUCAAGUCUCAGCCAGGUGUCGUUUGGUGUAGAGGGCUCCACCAUGAGCGGGAGCCUGCAGCGACGUAAGAAGAGCAAAAGAAAGUGGAAGAGACUGUGGUUCCUCCUCAAAGAUAAGGUGCUCUACACCUUCACAGCCCGUGAGGAGAAAGUGGCUUCAGAAAGCCUACCGCUGCAAGGCUUUACUGUGAAGCUGACUGAGAGGCCCGAGGGAGAAGAAAGUAGUAAUAUAUUUCAUUUAUACCACAAAAGAAUGCUCUACUACACCUUCAGAGCGGAUGAUCAACACAGUGCACGCAGAUGGGUCAAAGCCAUGGAAGAGGCUACAGUUUUAUAGCACCUGCUCAAUGAAAUGAAUAAACCUUGCUAUGGCUGCUAGAACUCUUCCAUUGAACUCCUCUGCACAACUAAACUACCUGCUGCAACUGGACUCAGAACAUCUAUGAAGAUUCUCACAUCUGGCCCAUAAAGUCACCUAUGGAUUCUUGGAGAAGCUGCCAACCUAAAGCAGAUAAGUGGAAGAGAUGCGGUCAGAAAGAUGUUACUGGACACAUUGAAAUGAUCAGCAGGAUCCUCUCACACAAAUGACCCGCAGGAGACUUCAUUUUCCAGGAGCAGCUUGGAUACAUUAAAUAAAACAUAUGGGAGCCUGAGAAGAAAUAUUUUGUUCUCCAUUUCAUCCUUUUGUAUGAGCCAUUGCACAAAAGUCUACAACUGUUUCAACUUUGAUGUAUUUUUAUGGAGACUACAUUUUUCUGAUAAUAGUCACAAAUGUGUCAUAUAGAAUAGACAGACAGGCAGACAGACAGACAGACAGACAGGCAGGCAGGCAGACAGACAGACAGACAGACAGACAGACAGACAGACAGACAGACAGACAGACAGACAGACACAUUACGCCAUUCGGUAAACUUACUGAAUGAAAUUCUGAAAGAGUGAUGGACAAAAACACAAGAUAAAAGUACAGGAAAUUAAAAACACAGUGAGUGCUUAUGAAAUACAAAAACGAAAAAAAUAAUUACGAAUACAAACUUGCAUGAUGAAAAUGACUAUAAAGCAGAAAGGUUUAACAUAUAUGUAAAUAUUGACAGAUAUUUGUAAGUACAGGAACUUUUUCAAAUGCAGAGAAGAUCGUAUCUGUAAACUAGACAUUUAAAAUGUAUAAGGUUUUUAAAGUGUUUUUAGAUUUCUUGGUAUUUGUGUGUGGCUCAGAAUUUGCAUUAGCCACUGCCUAAAAAUUAUUUAAAAAUCUUUGCGCAUACUUAUAAAUAUUGCUUCAUCAUUUGCUGGUCAUGUAAAGAGACAUCUGUGACUAUUUAGAGAUGAAUUCCUUUCAUUUUCCAUUGAAUUAUCAAGCCGCUCUUUUGCUGUGGAGGAAAAAUCACCUCACGUUGUCUGUGUAAUGGAUGUGAUUAGGUUUUAGUGAUUAGGUUUUAGUAAUUAGGUUUUGGUGAUUAGGUUGAAGUGUCACUUUGCAAGUGACACUCUUCUUUAACAGUGUUUUCUGAAUAUAUAUUGUGGCAAGUACGCUGGAGAUAUCCAAGUCAAAUAUAUGAUUUAGUUCUAUUAAAAUGAUGCUUCAUGAUGCUCUGAUCAAGGGUUCAUUUUAAUAAUUACCUUAUGUGAACAUUUCUUGUGGCGUGUUACUCAAUGUUACUCUUGGAUUUACUCUAUAAAUUGGUCCCCAGAAUGACUUGUCUACCUAAAGUAUUCCUUUAAAAACUUUUAAGACACUGCAUUUUAAUUUAUUGUUGUUUUGGUUUUUUUUUAAUCUUUUUUUUUGCUUUUUUGCUUUUUUUAAAUCUGCCAUACAUUUCUUUUUUAUUUGCAAUUAAUAAUGAAUGUGCCUGAAACUGAAUUGUGCUCCUUAAUCCUUUUGAUCCUUUUGUUAUCACAGUACUGUUCCUGCAUGCGUGCCUGCGUACGUGCGUGCGUUUUGUUGUUGUUGGGGGUUGUUUUUUUUUCCAAUCUACUUUUAUGUGCUUCUAUUAUUUUAAACAGACUAGUUAGUUCACUGAAACAGGAAUAUAUUAGUGUGACUAUUUUUAUUAUGGGAUUUUCUUGGUGUAUAAGUGCUGCUGAAUGACAUAUAUCCUUUCAGUGUUGGGUUGACAUAGCUGCUCAUGUCUUCAGCAGAGUAGUGGAGACCACUGGAAUGUUAAUUCACUUACUUUUUCAGCAUCUUUAAGGAUGCACAAUUUUUCUAAUAUAAGAAACCUAAAUGCUAACCUAAUACUCCUCCACCCAUCAUAAAGCAUUAUUCUUAAAGCACACCUUGCUUCAUUAGGUUGCAUUUUGUUUUUCUUACUGUUUCAUUACAGCUACAGCCACAGUGUUUUUAUGAAUUGUAUUUCUAGCAUAUAGUGCAUUAUCAAUGUUUAUGUAUAUAGAUGCACAUUAAAAAAAU
This is a messenger RNA of Cololabis saira (Pacific saury), 6863 nucleotides long. It is a transcript of the gene fgd5a, whose product is annotated as FYVE, RhoGEF and PH domain containing 5a. Gene Ontology annotation, molecular function: guanyl-nucleotide exchange factor activity; metal ion binding. Gene Ontology annotation, cellular component: cytoplasm. The coding region runs from base 192 to 4793 and encodes 1533 amino acids. NCBI's taxonomy places the organism in Eukaryota, Metazoa, Chordata, Actinopteri, Beloniformes, Belonidae. The record is from RefSeq and is a predicted model, not a curated record. The transcript is spliced from 21 exons.